This is a messenger RNA of Microcebus murinus (gray mouse lemur), 1150 nucleotides long. NCBI's taxonomy places the organism in Eukaryota, Metazoa, Chordata, Mammalia, Primates, Cheirogaleidae. The record is from RefSeq and is a predicted model, not a curated record.
AUGGCGCGGCCUGGGGCGCCCUUGGAGGGCAGCGGCGGGCUGGGGGCGCGGGCUGCGAGCUCCCGGCUGCGGCGGCAGCCUCUCUACGGCCGGGCUCCGGGCGCGGCUGCGGGCAGCUGGGCAGGCUCGGGCGGCCCCGCGGUGGCAGACGCGGCUACUGCGGCGCAGCUCUCGCAGCCUCCCAGCUCCGGCGCGAGGGCGGGGCCGGCUCGCUCACCCCCGGGACGGGGCGGGGCCGGCGGCGGGGCGGGGCGGGGCGCCGCGCGGACCCUGCCCUCGCCCCCAGGCCGGGCGCGCGGAGGAGCUCGCCCGGGAAGGCCCAGCCGGCUGAGGGCGGGUCGUCUCUCGGGGCCGCCUGGAUUUUCCAGUUCUGAAUUCGCUCCCAACCGGUUCGCGUCCGGGCCCAGUGCUGCAGAGUCUGGACUAGAAGAUGCAUUCUGCUACCUCGAUUCAUUCGGAUGGUUCCCAAAGCUAUAUUGGCGGCAGCUUAAAUCCAAGUUGUCACUAAAGGAAGGACUACUGCAGAGUUUUGCUUAUACCAUUAACCAGAUUAGUGGUCUCUGUCUCCAUAUUACAAAGCAACAAAAUUUUGAAAACUGGAAGGUAAGAAGUGUGGGCAGUGAUGCAGCAGACACAGGAAGACUGAAUCCCAAGUCAGCAAUGAGGAAAUUUGAGAAACCAACCAGAAUCCCACAAAGGCUUAGGAACUGGUGGCAACAGGUAGCUCUGGAACUGAGGUGGAGCACGCUAAAACCAGAAGUGGUUCAAAGUCAAUUUAGGAAGCAAUUCAACAUCCAGACCCCUCCCGUCUCGGGCUGUACAGGAAACUGGGAGAUUAAGUGGGCAGACACUGAGACCCACCGCUCUUUCCCAGGGGGCUCCCACAAUCCAGGCAGCCAGAGUUAAAUCCUUUGGGCACCUAGAAGAGUCCUGUCUGGGGAAUUUGAUCUCCCCAACAGGAAAAACUUAAAGGCACUACUGUGGGGUUCCUCCAACCAAACAGCCCAGCCAGAGCACUUAGCGGAGCCUCCAGUCGAUAACCCUCUAGGUUUAGCACCUCCGAUUAGCUUUUUAGCUCUGUUCUUAAAUAUGACCAGAUAGGGUGUGCCUGACACUAAGGAACGCCUCUCACAUGAAAUAUAGAGACAAA